AAAUAAAUAUUUACAGUUUUUGCGCUGGUUGACGCAGAUUGUGACCUUAAAAAGCUUAAUCCAGCUGAUAUCACUCAGACAAACCGUCUCUUUGCAUACGAACGCAAUGAUCAACUACAUCUGUUGCGUACGGAUGUAAUUCCUAACGGCCAAGUGUUGAAAAUGGUUUGCACAUCGAAUGAUGUGAAGGACACCACUUGCAAUGGAAAUGGUUUGUUAGUUCCGCCAUUGCCCUUUGACGAUUGCACAAGUCAGCCCAAGGCAACUGCGGAAGUAGUUCAAGAUAAAAGCUGCCCACAUAAAAUGUACCGUGUGGGCUAUAAACUGGAUGAUGGACAGUUUUUGGAGCUAUACAGAAGUUGUUAUGAUGUUGAACAUUUAACAGCGCAUUUUGUCAAACAUUCUGUUUAUCCAAACACGCUGAGCAUAGCUCGUCCUCCACAGGGCUUUACCACAGAUCGCGUGAUUUCCGGCAAUCAGGCCGCCUCUUUCGAGGCCAGUAGAAUAUAUUCGCGCUUCGCGUCUCUGCUGGGACAACAACAGGGAUUUGUUAAAUCUAAAAGGGACAUGGUAUUUGAUCGUGGCCAUCUAGCCCCCUCAGCUGAUUUUAAUUUUGGGGAACAUAUGUCUGCGACAUUUAAGUACAUCAAUCUGGUGGCUCAGUAUCAAGGCGUCAAUCGUGGCAACUGGAAAACCAUCGAGACCUGGAUACGCAAACAGGCUAACAUGGGCCCCUAUCGAGAGCUGCAGGUGUGCACUGGAGGAUUGGGCGUACUGCAGCUGCCAGACAGCAGUCAAGUUCCGACAGCGAUUUAUCUGGAAGGCACAAAUAGUAAUCCCGUACCCAAAUGGCUAUUCAAGAUUGUUAAAGACGUUGCCGCCACUCCCCCCGCUCCCAUUCACAUCGCUAUUCUCACCUACAACAAUAUUGAAAACACCGGGACAGUGUCACCACCUUGCCAGCAGAUUCUAUGUCCUUUCGCCAACGUACUAAACUCUGACGGGAAGAAAGGUCUCACCUUUUGCUGCGAUCCUAAAGAAUUUAUCAGGAACAAUGUACCCCAUUUGGAAAAUGUCUGCUGA
Drosophila montana is the source of this 1083-nucleotide messenger RNA. RefSeq lists its product as uncharacterized. The record is from RefSeq and is a predicted model, not a curated record. Lineage: Eukaryota; Metazoa; Arthropoda; Insecta; Diptera; Drosophilidae. Gene Ontology annotation, molecular function: single-stranded DNA endonuclease activity; RNA endonuclease activity; metal ion binding. The coding region runs from base 163 to 1083 and encodes 306 amino acids. Gene Ontology annotation, cellular component: mitochondrial inner membrane; nucleus. The transcript is spliced from 2 exons. Gene Ontology annotation, biological process: apoptotic DNA fragmentation.